Cololabis saira (Pacific saury) is the source of this 5364-nucleotide messenger RNA. It is a transcript of the gene znf362a, whose product is annotated as zinc finger protein 362a. The record is from RefSeq and is a predicted model, not a curated record. Gene Ontology annotation, cellular component: nucleus. The transcript has 9 exons. Gene Ontology annotation, molecular function: RNA polymerase II cis-regulatory region sequence-specific DNA binding; DNA-binding transcription factor activity, RNA polymerase II-specific. The coding region runs from base 96 to 1436 and encodes 446 amino acids. Lineage: Eukaryota; Metazoa; Chordata; Actinopteri; Beloniformes; Belonidae. Gene Ontology annotation, biological process: regulation of transcription by RNA polymerase II.
CAGCAGGCGACCCGGAAGGUUUGAAGUCCGACCGAAAGCGAGCAGAAAGAGGAGUCUGAUCCUUUAUAAAAUAUUUCUUCUGUCGCUGGUGCAGGAUGGCUGAACCUCGUUUUAACAAUCCCUAUUUUUGGCCUCCACCUCCUGCCAUGCCUGGCCAGCUGGAUAACCUAGUCUUGAUUAAUAAAAUCAAGGAGCAGCUUAUGGCGGAGAAGAUCCGACCACCGCAUCUGCCUGCUGCUUCGUCCGCUUCCCAGCAGCCUUUAGUGGCUACCCCAAGUCAGGCUGAAGCCGGCCAGCAUGGGGUGACCAAAGCUCAGCAGAUGGCGGCCCACCAGAGUAACAGCCCGUCUCAGCCAGACAUCGCCCUGCACGCCCGCCCCGCCUCCAGCUCAGUGACAGGCCGUAUUUUAGGAGAUGUAAACCUGAAUUUGGAUGAUAAGGCAGCUAUCAAAGCCAGAGGAUUAUGGGAAGACUGGCACCUACGUCAGCUCAUAGACCAUCCUACCAGAACAAACCAUGUCUCAGGUGUGGCUCUGGCGUCCAGAACAGGGAACCUCAACACCUCAGAGAUCAUCAGCCCUACAACACCCACCUCAAGCAGCCACAGCCGGCUGGGUGGCACUCCCACCCCACACCUCAUCUCAGGGUUAGCCAGCGGCCGUGGGUUAGAGCCCGGGAAAGGGAGCGGGGGUCUUUUAGGACUCCUCGGCCCUCCGCCAAAGGUGGAACGAGGGCGCAAGAAGAUCAAGGCGGAGAACAGGUCUUCGCUCUUGGUGGUACCCUACCCAAUCCUGGCCUCUGGCAAUGACCAGUCCUGUAUCACCAUCCCUACAAAAGAGGGGAAAACCUACAGGUGCAAAGUGUGCCCGCUGACCUUCUUCUCCAAGUCAGACAUGCAGAUUCACUCCAAAACACACACGGAGGCAAAGGCUCACAAGUGUCCUCACUGCACCAAGACCUUUACAAACAUUUCCUACCUUGCCCAGCAUCUGCGCAUACACCUGGGCACCAAACCGUACCGCUGCUCCUACUGUGAGAAGUGUUUUCGCCAGCUCUCCCACCUGCAGCAGCACACCAGAAUCCACACGGGGGAUCGGCCAUACAAAUGCGCCCACCCGGGAUGCGAAAAGGCUUUUACCCAACUCUCUAAUCUGCAGUCUCAUCAGAGGCAACACAACAAGGACAAGCCCUUCAAAUGCUCCAACUGUUAUCGUGCCUAUUCAGACUCUGCCUCGCUGCAAAUCCACCUGUCUGCACACGCAAUCAAAAAUGCCAAGGCUUACUGCUGCAGCAUGUGUGGCAGGGCAUACACCUCGGAAACUUACCUUAUGAAGCACAUGUCUAAACACGCCGUGGUGGAACAUGUGGUGUCCCAUCAUUCACCUGCACACAGGACAGACUCUCCCUCCAUUCCUAUACGGAUCUCCCUCAUCUGAGCUCCACCGCACCGCUCGGGCCGAGGUGGACCACGGGACCCAGAAACAGGCUCCAAAUACGUGCCAGUAUUUUGAGGAGAGGUGCUCCUUUGAUGAGUGUAUCCCAAUUUCCUUUUCUUGCUGACCAGAUAGUAUUAACGGGGACGUCCAAAGAUGAUCUCUCAGCACUUUCAGGCUUGAGACUUAACAGGCCAAAAAUGUCUUUUUCCAUGUGACUUGACAGAAAAGAAAAGGAAGAAAAAAAAUUGCUCCCGGCAGCUACAUGGAAAAUCUGUUUUAUGGAUUACUUUGUCUUUUUUUAUACGCUCCUUUACAUUCUUUCCUCAAGUCUUUGCAAAAAAUAUAUCGGGAUCAUAAUAGUCUUCCAUUUGCUGUGUGGCCAACUUAACAUAAAAGUGUAUGUAUGUGUAUUAAUGUCUGUCGUGCCACCUCUCCUGUUAGUGUUUUAUAUGGCAAUAAUGCGCACAUUAAUGGUAUGUUAACAUCUUAAGUUAGUCAUUUUUAACCUGUCAACCAUUUUCAACCUGUCGCUAACAUCACAUCAAAAUCAUAUAUUUUUUAUUUCACAUACAGUCACCUAUUAACGUAAGUACAUUUUGGAAGUCAUUGAGUUUUUCAACAUAUUUGUACAAGAAAACAGAUGAGUGUGGUAUCCAAGAACAAGACUUGAUCAGAAACACUUUCUUUGUUUUUGUAAACAUUGCAAAAGUGAAAAGCUAGUUCAUGUGACUCAUACUGUUCCUAAACAGUUACUAAAAAAUCAACCAUUUAUCUGCAAAACUGCCCAUACUAAUAAAAAGACAUUCAUUUUUUAUGAGCCUGAGAAUCACUGGCAUUGAGUAGAGUGGAGGAAGAUUCAAUUUUUAAAAGAAAAAUGUUUUCUUGGACCAUAGCUUUUUAUCAAUAUAGAAAAAACUUUUUCCGCUCUCUCAUGAGUUAUCUUUCUAAGGCAAUGCUUGUUUUUUUUUUGGCUCUCAUGGUGGCAAAUAGGUUUUGUUUGGGAUAACAGUUUCCCGUUAAGUAGCAGUUGUUUCACACACUGAUUAAAAGCAUUUUCAGUGUGAAUCCAGUGGAUUCUUGACUUCAGGUCACCAUGAAAACCAUGAGCUCAUCACUGACUGCCAACCACAAUCCGCUGCUUUUCAGAAGCUGUUACAAACACUUUCAUGAAUUCAUCUCAAACUUUUACACGCAUUUGUAAGGAUGGAACUGAACAUUUUCAGCAUUAAGGAGGAGAGCAGGGAUGAGCAUUAUUCAUCGUCUUGGAAAGACUGACUGCCUCUAAGAAUUCACAGCUGAUCAAUAGCUUCUCUGUUACAUGCUCCACCUAGAAAAAGACCCUUUUGGAUUUGUCUCAACCUUUUCGCCAAGAGACAAGUUAUGGUCAUUAGCAGCCAUCCAACCCCAAUUUUUUCAGGAAUUGCUUUGUCUGGUUAUCUGUAUUAAAUCAAAUUAAAAUAACUAUGUUGUAAUCAUAGCAUCAAGUCAGUUUACAGGCGGAGGCCUCUGACAUUUUUUACCUAGUGCCAAAGCCAGAAGGUUUAGACGUUGUGUCUUCCGGCUCAGUCUGAAGAACAUGGAAGAGAUUCCAGGAGACAGACAGUUACUGUAGGAGAGCUGGACAGGGCUGUAAAUGUUCUCAACCCAUCACCCAACGGGUAUCUGCUCCUCUGUGUAAGGAGGAUUAGGAUGAGCACUGCCACAGCCCUAUAAAACGUCCAGCAAGCCACAUGUGUGAAUGUCUCUGACCAAACAAUCAGAAACAGACUUCAUGAGGGUCGUCCUCUCAGACCUCUACAGACCAUGUGGUGGGAGUAUGCAGGCAGUUCCUGGAGGAUGAAGGGAUCGAUACCACUGACUGAACCCCGUCCUCACCUGACCUAAGUCCAUCAGAAUACCUCUGGGGCAUUAUGUAUCGCUUGGUUGCACCUGAGACUGUCCAAGAACUCAGUGAUGCCCUGGUCAUCUGGGAGGAGAAUACCCCAGGGUACCAUCCGUCGUCUCAUUAGAAGGAUGCUUUCAAGCAAAUGGGGGCCAUGCAAACUACUCAGUAAUGGUGAUAUUUAUUUGUGGUAUUAUAAGUCGGGCAAGUUUUUAUUUUUUCAGCUUUAAAUGUCCAGCAUCAAUUCUGACACAAACUGCAAUUUUAGACAGGAAAGUAGCGUCAUGCAUCUGGCUCCAUGCAUCUACAUCCUUACACGUAUCACACUGUGUGCAGCUCAUGCAGAGGUCAUCACCAGCCUGAUCGCAUGCGCCUUCCAAACCGGAAUAUCCACAUAUGACCACAUGGAAAAUAAUUUGUAGUUUUUUUGGUGGUUCUUGAAGAAAUGGCCACUAUCAAUCAGAGUAAGGUUCAGCGAUUGCAGCUUAAAUCCAAACGUCUAUUUUACUGAUAAAGCUUGAUAGUGCAUUCAUUUUCCUUUUAGUCCAAAUUUCUGAGUUCCUUUUUUGGGAUUUCAUCUGAAAUAAUCCACGAAGUCGAAAUUUCAACUCGGAAAGUCAGAGCAAAGUUAUCUGCCUUAAUUUCAGAACGCAACAUGGCUGCUGCUCGCAUCAACAGAGUAAACACUCAGCUGUCUCGUGCUAUUCACAUUAAAUCAAACAUACACAUUUUAGUUUAGUUUAAGUUUUAGUUUUGUUUUUUUGUUAUCUUUGGACAUCUUGCUAUGCUGUUUAUGUGACCCAAGUACUGCAUAACGUAUGUUAUGAACCAGUGUUGUUACCAACAGUAAAUGGAACACAACAUAAUGUUAUAUUUAGACUGAACGUUUUUUUUUUUUAUCUGCAAGCAUUACUUGCAGAGACCAUAUCGACAUUUUGGUUUUUUGGUUGUUUUUUUUAAUACCCUGUUUUUUUUUUUUGCUGAUUUUGGCAUGAGCAUUGACACUCUUUUGAAAUAUUACCUGUAUUUUGAUGAUUCUUUUUAUACCGAAAUGGUUCAGUGAAAGUUUCUUCAUUUUAAAUCGUUAUUUAAAUCAGACCUAGGCCCAUCGCUAAUGGUCUGAGCCUGAUGUAAUCUUUGGCACCUAAAUUUAAACCCCAAUUCAUCUUUUUUUUUUAGUUUUUUGUUGUUUUUUAAGUAGAUAUAUGUGCUUACUGUUCAAUUUGUGGCAUUUCAUUUAAUAAUUUAGAUAAUGAAAAAAGAAUACAAUAUCAAUUUUUAUGUGACAUAUUUCAGCACUCAGUAUCAUUCAUAAGCUGUUUCACAGAAGAUCAACUUGAUUUAAACAUUUAAUAGUCUAGUUUCCGUGGGGUUUAUAUCCAUUUCCACAGUUGAGUUUUACAGUAUUGUGCUCAAGGCAGUUCCUGAGUUCUCAUUUGAAUUUGAUUACAUUUUCAAAGAUCUAAAUCAUUAGCACUAUUUAAGUACUUCAUGAAGACAAUAAAUAGCAAUGGAGCAGCUGACACUGUGAAGCUUAUGGUUUCAAUAGUUUUACAAGUCAAUCAUAAACAAGUCUAAAGUCAGUAAUAUCUGCAACUGUUCUGCUUACUUCAGCUAGCUCAUUCAUGCAUGCCUGUGUGUCUCUGUUACAUUGAAUGAUGCACCAUAACAUUGUUAUUUUGAUCCAUAUUAAUACUCAACUGAAUGUGAAAUUACUCAAAUUCUAUCGCAAUGUUACUGUAAAUCCCCCCCCCCUCCCCCGCCACACACACACACACACACACACACACACACCGACACAGAUUUAUGUUACUGUUCAGGCAAACAUUAGCCAUGGUUUUCAUGCAUUUGGUUUCCACUUCUAAGCAUCAAACAUGAACUUUUCCACUGAUUUGUACAUUUAUACUUUGUCAUUUUAUAUGCAUUUAAGCCUUAACUUUGCUACAAAUCAUGAGUUUGUUUGUUCACUGAACAUUUGCCUUUUAUGUCGUAGCCAGAUAUAAGAUAUACUGUAAAUACUGUAAACUAUAUUAACUGUCAACCCAU